UCUGAAAGUUCGACUGUUGGUUUGUGGUCUGCCGUACCAAGGGAGCUGUGGAAGAUCUGACUUUGCAUGCCCGCCUGGAAUUUCCGUACCAUACACAGAACGCCUUUUCCUACUUUUCUUUUUUCCUUCCCGUGUUUCCCAAACGAUAAAAAUUACAACCUGCCAGCGACUUCCCUUUUUUCCGCAAAGUGUGACACUUUCGCUGGCGCAGUUCCCGCGCCUUUUUCUCUUCGUCGUUUCGGUGCUCUCGUGCGCCCGUCGUCCCGGAGACGGCCGACUCUUGCAUCGGCAACCACUGCCAGAGCCCCCGUGGAACGGAUUACCGAUUUUUUUCUGUUCUCGAUCUGCCGUCGCUUCGCUGUCGUUACACCCCGCUCAAUUACACUGAUGACGAGCGACUGUGGCUGCUCGCUUUUCGCCCGGCCUCUGUUUACAGACAAGGGACAGCGGACACCGCUUUGUGUCGGGUCUUGAAGUGUAAGAAUUUAUUGCCAAAAUACAUAUCGAUGCAUCUCUUCUUUGCAUCCACCCACGUCUUUCUGCAAGAUUCUGUAUAGGCGAGACAGUCCGUCUCACUGCGCCGCUCCACGUUUGGGUCCUGUGCCAUCGUUGUUUCCGAUUGGGUUUUCCCUUGCCAGGACCUUACCCGCAUCUAUGGUUGCAGGUUUCCGAGUGCCUUUCGUCGCCGGGACCAUGCUCAGGACCGGAGAGUUGCCGCGGCACCUUGCAGGGCGUUUCGCGCCCGGACUCAUCGGCAGGUCUUCCACCGUUCCGUCUCCAGGUGUUGCGAAUUUUUCUCGGCCACUUUUCUCCCGGCGGAGAGUCUUCUUGAAUUCCAGCGUCGUUGCCGCGGCAGGAGAACCCUCUUGCUUGCGGCGAAACCCGUCCAGCGUGCUCAUUCGCUUCCCGUCUACCCAACGGUUUCUUUCUACAAACCAAGAACCCACAAGAACUACCAGAUCUUCUCCGGGAGCAAGAGAGGGGCCCGGUACCGGAGGACCCGCAAGUGCCGUCGGCGCCCAGCAUGGGAAGUACGAGGUCCCGUUUUCGGCGAAGAGGCAAAUGGAUUUGAAGGUGGGUCCCUACACCAGAGGGAAAAUCUUCAUAUCUCCGCGGGAGGACCCGAAAGAGUUCAUCCUUUCUUGCCUCGUUGUUUUCGUCAUGCUCUACACACUCUACAACCUACCCAGAGGAGAAUUCCUUUGGGAGCGAAGGCAGCGUCUGAUUAGAGAACGCUUGCUGAAGGAGUACGGCCUGACGGAGGCAGACUUGGACGAAAUCGAGGGUGACGAGGCGCCGCUGUCCGACGACUUGCCUGAGACCUGUGAAGCCACUUCCCUUGAGGGAAAAGAGUUGAGCCGUUGAAAAUUCAAAAACGCAAGACCAGAGACCGUGGUGACAAUGCUGUUUCAACAGUGUUUCUGUCCAACAUAUUCGCGAUUCGGCAACAGCGACAACCCUACCAACAGAAAAGGCGUAGACAUCCAGGAAGCUGCUCUUCCUGCCAGUGCCCGUGGUCAAGAAGUGCGUCCACGUGCGCCGCGAGUUGGGGAAGAAGACUGUUUCGAGUUACAGCCAAACGCGGCUUUUCGAGAAUUGUUUCAUCUUUGCGCGUGCGAAUUGUUGCGGCCUCCUCAAGUGCGUCUGUGCUUCCUGCCACACCAUGCGCUAUAGUUUUCAAAGAAGACAAACCUCGCGGUGGGCCUUUGGGAACUCCGUGCUAUCGUUUUUCUUGUCCGUACUGGUCAGAAAGGAGUGGGGAACUGCGUGCGGGAAGAGAAACGUUUUCGCUUCUUUCUUUGCUGCCGUCCACACAGAGCCAGUCCCCUGCUGGGAGAUUCGCUAAAGCGAAUGCGUCUUUUUGAACGAGAAACGAUGUUUGCACUGCUGUUUUAUCCAUGGCAGGAAUGCCUUCUUCGAGCUUAACAAAGAAGGUGCGCAUGCCAGGCCACAAAAACGUCUCUGGAGUAGCUAAACGUGGUUGGACUUCACAAGAGUAACUAAAGUUGUAUGCAGCAUUCCAGCUACAAUAGUGUCUCUCUUUAUUCGGUUUGAUUUAUGCAGUUCGGAGUCGAGGAUCAUCUGUAUACCUCAUCAAUGUUACUCCACAUCAGUUAUGUUCAAGGCAUAACACAUGGAUUACCGGGACCACUCGUUUUCACGUUGCACGCUGUCCAUCACUUUGAAUGUACAAACUCACAGUGGACCUCUUCGAUUAUCGGCGUUUGACUGGUGCUCGAACAGAAGUUCAGAGUCUUCUCGGUGAGACCAGGUGCUCGUGCGGCGACUCUGGCCAUGUGGCGACAGGCAGCAGGGAAGUGAGGUCGAGGAAAAAUACUCGAAAACAAACGCGAGAUUCCAGGUCCUUAAGAAGUUAUCUUGCGGGUCCUUCAGAUACAUAUCUGGAUAGAUACACAUCUUAGAGAAACCUAAUCACUCACGUA
Messenger RNA from Toxoplasma gondii ME49, 2444 nucleotides. RefSeq lists its product as hypothetical. Bases 655 to 1365 code for a protein of 236 amino acids. Lineage: Eukaryota; Apicomplexa; Conoidasida; Eucoccidiorida; Sarcocystidae. The record is from RefSeq and is a predicted model, not a curated record. The transcript has 2 exons.